This is a messenger RNA of Talaromyces stipitatus ATCC 10500, 898 nucleotides long. RefSeq lists its product as uncharacterized. The record is from RefSeq and is a predicted model, not a curated record. NCBI's taxonomy places the organism in Eukaryota, Fungi, Ascomycota, Eurotiomycetes, Eurotiales, Trichocomaceae. The coding region runs from base 80 to 898 and encodes 272 amino acids. The transcript has 2 exons.
GUUCAACAUCCUCAUCUAACUAUCUCCAAAAUAUAAAAGCAAUAUAACAAAUUAUCAUCUAUAUUCCAAUCGUCUAAUCAUGCCUCAAGUCCUUCUUCUAGGCGGCCACGGCAAAAUCGCCCUCCACCUAACCCCGCUCCUCCUCGCUCGCUCCUGGAACGUCACCAGCGUAAUCCGCAACGCCGAGCAUGAAGCCGAAAUCCUAGCUCUGGGAAAGGACAAACCAGGUAAACUCUCAGUCUUGCUAUCUAGUUUAGACGACGUCAAGAGUCAGGCGGAUGCACAGGCUGUUCUGGAUAAGGUGAAACCAGAGUAUGUUGUCUGGGCUGCCGGAGCCGGCGGCAAAGGCGGUCCUCAACGCACAUACGCAAUCGACCGAGACGCUGCAAAACACUUCAUCGCCAGCUCCUUCGCAACCCCCUCCGUAACCAAAUUCCUCCUAAUCAGCCACAUGGGUAGCCGCAAGACGAAACCAUCCUGGUUCACCGAGGAAAGCUGGAAACGAACCGAAAAGCUCUGGACCGACAUCUUACCGGAUUAUUGCAAGGCGAAAUGGGAAGCGGAUCAAUACCAAACCGCUCUUGCGGCUGUUACAAAGACCAAAAAUCCGGAGAGGGAGAUUCAGAGCAUUAGUUUGAGACCGGGGUUGUUGACUGAUGAGCUGGCGACGGGGAAAGUGGCCAUGGGACAUGUUAAGGCUGCAGAGGGGUCGGUGACGAGGGAGGAUGUGGCUGUGGUGGCGGAUCGGUUGCUGGCGAGGGAUGAUGCGGAGGGAUGGUUUGAUUUGCUUAAUGGGGAGGAGCCGAUUGAUGAGGCGGUGGAGAGGGUUGUGAAGGGGAAGAUUGAUUCGAUUGGGGAUGAGGAUGUGGAGAAUAUGAUUAGGAAGUUUGAUUUGUAA